AAAAAGAAGCAUGGCCAGGGAUAAAGCCAAGGAGACCGAUGGUGGGUGGAAGAAAUUCCUCUGGAAUCCAGAGAAGAAGGAGUUCGUGGGCAGAACAGGUGGCAGCUGGUUUAAAAUCCUCCUAUUCUAUCUGAUCUUCUAUGGGUGCUUAGCUGGUAUAUUCAUUGGGACCAUUCAAGUGCUUCUGUUAACCAUCAGUGAAUAUGAACCAAAGUAUCAAGAUCGCGUUGCACCACCAGGACUUUCACAGCUACCCAAAGCUUUAAAAACGGAAGUGACCUUUUCACCGAAUGACCCAAAGACAUAUGAGGAAUAUAUAGCUGGCAUCUCUAGGUUUUUGGAAAAAUACAACAGCAGCCAGCAGCUAGACCCAAUGAUUUUUAAAGAUUGCCCUGAGACCCCUGAAAGCUACUUUGACCAAGGACAAAUUAAUGGAGCAGAUGGCAAGAAGUUAUCAUGCAGGUUUAAGAGGGAAUGGCUUGGAAGUUGCUCUGGCUUACAGGAUCCAACCUUUGGCUUUAAAGAUGGCAGGCCUUGUGUAAUCAUUAAGCUGAACAGAGUCUUGGGAUAUAAGCCAAAGCCCCCAGUAAAUGGAUCUUUUCCUGAAAUCCCCGGAACGUCUUAUAAUCCAUUUGUGAUUCCAAUUCUGUGUGCCGGAAAGAAAGAGGACGAUCAGCCUAAAAUUAGAGAAGUGGAAUACUUCGGAAUGGGCGGAAUUGGCGGAUUCCCAUUGAACUACUAUCCUUACUAUGGAAAGCUGCUGCAUCCCUACUAUCUCCAGCCCCUUAUUGCCGUGCAAUUUAACGUUACAAUGGACACCGAAGUCCGCAUUGAGUGCAAGGCGUUUGGCGAGAACAUAAAAUAUAGCGAUAAAGAUCGCUUUCAGGGACGUUUCGAUAUCAAGUUUGACAUAAAGAGCUGAUCCUAGGCACAGCCCCGAGUAAUACCAUAAUCUAAAUUCAAUUUAACAAAAAAAAACAAAAAAAAACAACUAACUUUUAGUCUUGAACAAACUGUCAUGUAUGGGACCUACACUAAAUAUAUAUGCUUUACACUAGCUUUCUGCAUUUACUAGGGUUAGAAUGUAAAAUCAAGGUGUAGCAAUAGCAACGAGUAUUUAUUAUUAUGUAAAUUUAGAAAAACGAAUAAAUGACUUGAACCUUGGGACAUGCCCAUUUUGCUGUAAACUAUGAUUCCAUAAUCAAACUGUAGUAAGCAGUGUUUCCGGCCCCAGUAUAUAUAUUGCUACAUUGUGUAUUUUAUUUUUUUAGUGUACUUGUACAGUAGCAUAUGUGCAGACUCUACAGUAUCCGCCAAGCCAUGUUUCUGUUGUAUGAUCUUCCUUUACGUGAUCAAACCUGCAGUCCAAGGUGUAAAUACUCUAUUAUGGGAAUAAAACUGGCAUGGUAUUUUUGUUUCUGCAAAAGAGAUGGCCAACCAAUAAGAAUAUUUAAUAGCACUCCAUGAAAUCAUGUCAUUGUGGCGUUGAUUUUAUUUAGAUGAGGGGGGGUUCUUUCCUGUUUUCUGUUUAGCUUCACUUACACUUAAGAGGUGAUGGUUUGUGCUGUGCUUUGUAUUUAAUGCAUUUUUUUAA
Molecule: messenger RNA, 1594 nt
Organism: Nanorana parkeri
Lineage: Eukaryota; Metazoa; Chordata; Amphibia; Anura; Dicroglossidae
Gene: ATP1B1
Product: ATPase Na+/K+ transporting subunit beta 1
Exons: 6
Coding region: 11-922 (303 amino acids)
Biological process (GO): intracellular sodium ion homeostasis; potassium ion import across plasma membrane; intracellular potassium ion homeostasis
Cellular component (GO): sodium:potassium-exchanging ATPase complex
Molecular function (GO): ATPase activator activity
Source: RefSeq, a predicted model, not a curated record